Messenger RNA from Xyrauchen texanus (razorback sucker), 1097 nucleotides. It is a transcript of the gene bcl2l16, whose product is annotated as BCL2 like 16. The transcript is spliced from 3 exons. Gene Ontology annotation, cellular component: mitochondrial outer membrane. The record is from RefSeq and is a predicted model, not a curated record. Gene Ontology annotation, biological process: extrinsic apoptotic signaling pathway in absence of ligand; regulation of apoptotic process; intrinsic apoptotic signaling pathway in response to DNA damage. Gene Ontology annotation, molecular function: protein homodimerization activity; protein heterodimerization activity. The coding region runs from base 274 to 873 and encodes 199 amino acids. NCBI's taxonomy places the organism in Eukaryota, Metazoa, Chordata, Actinopteri, Cypriniformes, Catostomidae.
AGAGAAUCUCGAGUUGAACAUUGUUCCCUGUCAGCUGUUAACUUGCCCUGAUUGUUUGGUUUUGGCAUGAUUCACGUCUGCGCACAAGAAGGGGAUCCGAACCAACAGUCCUGGGAUCUCAAUAUCAGUGACUGGCAUUAUAUGUAAACAAUCCAUGGCAUGAAAGGUGACCUGAAUGUCUAAAAUGAGUGGAUGCUAAAAAGAGAUCACGUAUAGACAUUGACAUUGUAGUUUGAACUGCAUGUUGAAGGCAGAUUGUUGUUCUUUGAGGUCAUGGGAAUGUCAGAUGAUGCUGUGAUUGGUAGGGGUCUGAACAGCCCUGAUCCACUGGUGCGUGAGGCCUAUAUGCUGGCCUAUGACUAUAUCAACUAUGUUACGGCCAAACCAGGUGUCCCAUUAGGUCCAGCACCGACCCAUGCGACAGCUGCCCUGCGCCACUCGGGAGAUGAGUUGCUUGUUCGCUUCCCCAUCUUCAUUCGGCGCUGGCCACGGGUUUUCCAGGACGUGACAGAACAAACGGCCUGCCCAACCCUUGUUUCCAUCCUGGAUGAGCACUUUGCCCCUACCCGGCAUAGAGACCUUGCAUGGAGUGCUGUGCUCUCUGUGUUCGUUCUAGCUGGCCAACUGGCUUUGCACUGUCAGGAGAGGGGCAUGACAACUGUCCUGCCACAGAUUCAGGAGUGUUUGGGCAGCUACGUAGAGAUGGUCAUCUGCCCGGAGAUUAGGGAUAAAGGAGGAUGGUCUGGUUUCAUCAGUCGUUUUGGAGAGAAGCAGAGCCUUGAAGACCAGGCGAAGAUGGCGUGCUGCUGGUCACUCCUCUUGCUGUGUGUUGGGAUCCUAACCUACUUUGUUUGGGCAAGAAGGAAAACUUAGACUACAGCGCCAUCUGCUGGGAAUAUGUGCCAAGUAAACCCUUUUGAAUGCCAGGGACAUCCAUGAUUGGUUGGGUUGAGCUAGUAGAGAUAUUUAGGCCAACAAAUAGGACUGUUAUUUAAACUAUAAACUGAAUUUAUACAAUGUUGCAUAAUCCUGAAACAUUACAGGAAAUUUCCCCUUUAGUCACUUUGUAAACCAUAUUCGUUUUAACAGCCUUGUAU